AUGGCUCAGAUUCUAUAUUUCAGUCUUCUUGUCAUUGCUCUCUGUUCAUUAUCUGAAGGCAUUCAGCGCCGCUAUAACUAUAUAAACAUUGAGAAGACCUGGACUGAAGCUCAGAGAUACUGCAGAGAGAAAUACACAGAUCUGGCCACACUCAACAACAUCAAUGACAUGAACAAGCUGAAGAACACUGUGAAUAACAAUCCGGGGUAUGUCUGGAUUGGACUGAAGAAAACAGGUGUUAAUGAAUGGAAGUGGUCUCUGGGUGAUCCUGUGAAAUAUCUGAACUGGGAAACUGAACCAUCAACUGACACAAAUAAUUGUGCUGUUAUGAGAAAUGAAAAAUGGCGUCAGCAGAACUGUAAUGUGCCGUCACAGUUCAUCUGCUACAAUGCAUCAUUACAUCCAAUUCACUUCUCAUCUCUGACUUCAGGUGUUUCAAAGGAUUUCAUUAUCUGUGAAUCACAGACUUUCCUUCUCAGCUGUGAUCAGGGAACUAUUAAAGUCCUUUCAGCCAAUUAUGGGCGUACAGACCGACAGACCUGCUCUACUGGAAUAGAAGAUAACAAGAUCUCAAAUGUUCAGUGCAGUCUGAACACAUCUCUAAGUGCGGUGGCCACUCGAUGUGAUGGAGAAACGAGUUGUUCUAUGGUUGUGGACAAUACAGUUUUCACUGAUCCUUGUGUUGGAACUCACAAAUACCUGAAUGUGUCUUAUGAGUGUGUUGAAGCACCACCAAACAGCAGUAAAUCAUACAUCAUUAAUACUUCUAGUACAACAUGGAGUGAAGCUCAGAGUUUCUGCAGACAGUAUCAUACUGAUCUGAUCAGUGUGAGGAACCAGACUGACAAUCAACUGAUCCACAACAUCAUUAAUGAUCCUCAGAGAUCUGUCUGGAUUGGUCUGUUCAAUGACUCGUGGGAGUGGUCAGAUAACACCGACUCCGCCUUCAGAGACUGGAACUCUGAUGAGCUGAUAUUGAUCCAGAAGAAUCUGAGCUGGACUGAAGCUGUGAGAUACUGCAGAGAGAAUCAUGUGGAUCUGGUUUCAGUUGAUUCACAGGAGAUUCAGCUCAUGGUGACUGAAGUUCUUCAUCAGGCCUGGACUGCUGAGGUGUGGCUGGGGUUACGUCACUCCUGCUCUGUGGGGAUCUGGUUCUGGGUGAAUGGAGAGAUCGUGUGUUAUGAUCAUUGGGCUCCAGGGAAGGAAACAGCAGUGGACGACUGUGAGCGUGAUGUGAGAUCUGGAGCGGUUCAGUCUGGAGAUCAUAAGUGGAUCAGUCUUCCUGAAUCUCACAAACUCAACUUCAUCUGCAGAAGAAAGGAGGAAUAA
Molecule: messenger RNA, 1329 nt
Organism: Triplophysa dalaica
Lineage: Eukaryota; Metazoa; Chordata; Actinopteri; Cypriniformes; Nemacheilidae
Product: C-type mannose receptor 2-like
Exons: 7
Coding region: 1-1329 (442 amino acids)
Molecular function (GO): carbohydrate binding
Source: RefSeq, a predicted model, not a curated record